AACUCAUACUCGGAUCAGAGCAGUGAAGAAAUCUGCACACAAACAAGGGCAUUCGAUAAUGAACACAUGUGUACAUGUGACAUUUUAUAAUAAAUAGAUCGACUAUGAUUGGAAUAUUCCAGGACUGGUUUGUUUUGUGACAUUUCUUUGAAUCUUUUACUGCUUUUCCGCGUGCUAAUAGACAUUAUUUAUAAGAAUAUUGCUGCCAGGUCACCCACAGGUUAUGGCAAAUCUAGCUCAUGUGUCAAAGGUUCGGUCUCUGUAUAAAAGGAUCCUUUUACUCCACCGCUUCAUGCCGAUAGAUCUGCGAGCUCUGGGUGAUCAGUAUGUAAAAGAUGAAUUCAGAAGACACAAGACUGCAACAAAUGAAGAAGCCAAACGCUUCAUGACAGAAUGGGAGGUCUACAAAGACACCCUGCAGACGCAGGUGCUGGAAGCGAUGGGAAACAAAAAGUUGACGUUCGGGCUGGAUUUAUCAAAAGAGAAACUCCAAGACUUUCAGGACGAGCAGAUCGGGCAGCUUUACGAGCUUAUGCUUGAGUCUAAAAAACCAAACCGGCAAUUUGACAUUCAAGAGGAAGAUACACCAAAGUAACACAGUGCCCGCAAAGAGAUGCUCUUCAUCAGAUAUUUGGACAAGAAAGCACUGUUGUUUAUAACCAAGACUUUAUAAUAAAAUGCUCUGUGAAUCCAAG
Paramisgurnus dabryanus is the source of this 695-nucleotide messenger RNA. RefSeq names its product succinate dehydrogenase complex assembly factor 3 (gene sdhaf3). Gene Ontology annotation, biological process: mitochondrial respiratory chain complex II assembly; succinate metabolic process. NCBI's taxonomy places the organism in Eukaryota, Metazoa, Chordata, Actinopteri, Cypriniformes, Cobitidae. Gene Ontology annotation, cellular component: mitochondrion; mitochondrial intermembrane space. The record is from RefSeq and is a predicted model, not a curated record.